AAUAAAUCUGGUGUUCAAAUAAAAUCAGAUCAAGACUGUACAACAAUACACGAUGCAUAAAGAAUAACAAAAAAAACAAUAAAUAGGAUCACAUAAUAUUAUAUAUUCAUCAUGUGUAAAAAUUGGACCUCUGUCAAAAUAUUUAUUUUUUUCACUCUCUUAAUUCAAGAGACAUCUAGUCAGAGGAGGAAAAAAGCAAAAAAUGAAUCUGGUGCAGAUGUAGUCGAUGCUGCAUUAGAAAAACUCAAAGAAUAUUCAGAUACAGGCAUAGAAUUCCUAAGAAAUAUUGCCUGUGUGGAAUCAAAGUAUGGUACAGAAAAAGAUACAUAUCGGGAAAACUAUCAUGGAGGAAUUUGGCAGGUUGAUGAGGCAAGAUUUACUGACACCAAAGACACAACAUCACAUCCUGAGCUUAUUGAAAGCUAUGAAAAGAUCAAAGAACUUUAUGACAUUGACUGGGAGACUGUAAAAUGGAAAAAUCUGAAAGAUCCCUUCUAUUCUGUUCUGGCUGCAAGAUUAGUUUUGCAGAACCAAGGUGAGAGUCUGCCCUCAGAGAAAGACAUAGAAGCACAAGGGGAGUAUUGGGAUAAAAAUUAUGACACAACAGAGAAUGAAGAAACAGCAUUUAACUUUGCGCUGCGUGUGAAAGGAUGUAGAAGAAAAGAAAGAAAUGGAAGAAAACAAAAAGAGGAGAAGACGAAUACUGAUGAAAACACAGGAGAAGAAGUGCCUCAAGGAGGUGACGAGGGUGAAAAUGAUAGAGAAGUAAUUAUUGCAGGAGAGGAAACUAUAAUACAAGAUAAUACCACAAAGGAAGAGACAGAGACUAAGACUCCAUCUGGUAUAGAUGUAGUCAAUACAGCUUUAGAAAAGCUGACGCAAUAUGCAGAUAAAGGCCUAGAAUUCCUGAGAAAUAUUGCCUGUGUGGAAUCAAAGUAUGGCACAGACAAAGACACAUAUCGGGAAAACUACCAUGGAGGAAUUUGGCAGGUAAAUGAGGCAACUUUUAAUGAAACCAAAGAUACUGCAUCACGCUCUAAACUAAAGAAAAACCUUGAGAAGAUUAAAAACCUUUAUGACGUCAACUGGGAGAGUGCUACAUGGAAAGAAUUAAGAGACCCAUUCUACUCUGCUUUGGCCGCAAGACUAUUUCUCCAAAUUCAGGAUGAGAAACUGCCCUCGGAGAAAGACAUCAAUAAACAGGGGGAGUAUUGGAGUCAAUAUUAUAAUCCAGAUGAUGGUACAAGAACAGCUGAUGAAUUUGUACAACGUGUUGAAGAAUGCACAAAAAAGGAAGAACCAACUGAUAAACCAACUGAAAAACCAGAUGAAACGCCAGAAGAUGAGGAUCGAGGCAAAGAGAGUAGCCAAGUAGGAAAACCUGUACAAUGGAUUGGGUGCCCAUCAGGCCCAAAGGUACCAGAAUGGGAAAGAUUAGUGGCUGAUCCCAACAGCUGUGACCACUUCUAUCACUGCAAUUCAAAUGGAUUGACGUGGAGAAAAGCAUGCCCAAGUAUCAUCAGGGGUUCAAAGCUUAGACUUCACUGGAAUGAUGAACUGAAGGUGUGUGAUUGGCCGAGUAGAGCACACUGUAAGGUGACCAAGAAAUGAAUGACUGAAGGAAAAGGUUGUGAGACACCAAUAGUGUUGUAUUGUACAAUGUUUUAAAAUAUAUUGACUAGAUCCAUAAUGUCAGUGGUUGGC
This is a messenger RNA of Owenia fusiformis, 1704 nucleotides long. NCBI's taxonomy places the organism in Eukaryota, Metazoa, Annelida, Polychaeta, Sabellida, Oweniidae. The record is from the annotation of a GenBank genome assembly.